GUGUUCAUGGGGGAGUAUGGCGAUCCGCACAUGGCUAAAGAUCCAGUACGAUUGCAGAAAGACUUGGAGCGAGCACGCGCUCUAGUCGAGGACAAGGCCAACCCAUUUGUCGGCUUCAACUUCUUCGAAUUCCAGGUCGCCUUCUGGAAGCCUUGCCAGAACACUGCAGGCUGGGACAGCUGGGAAGCGGCUGCCUGGGGCGAUCCCAUCCAUGCUCCGAACCCUCCAAAAGACUGCAUGGAAAGGCUGUUCGGCAUCUUUUCCUUGGGAGACAUUCCUGUUAGCAUGACCGGCGGCAUUGACUACAACAACAAAAAUGUCUACCCCGUCGAGUGUGUCAAGCCGAUCUUUCGUGGGAAGCCCGAGGCAGUUGCUGCCGCCUACGGCGGCUCCGCUCCAGACACGCAAGUCUGCGAAGCGGGUUGGCAGGCGAAGCCAACACAGUACUGCGUGGCCUCUCGAGGAGACAUUGACCCUCUGAAAGCUGGGCUGACAUGGGUAUGCAGUGAGCUUGGCAGUAUGGGCCAUGACUGCACAGAGGGUCGUCCUGCUGCAUGUGCUGGAGAUUUAUACACUGAGAGUGACUGGGCCUUCUCCAUGUUUUUCGAGCUCAAGAAGGCAGACGGAGCUGCCGAAGACGUAUGCAACUUUGGUGGUGUCGGCAUCGUGACGGCAAUCCCU
Molecule: messenger RNA, 681 nt
Organism: Symbiodinium pilosum
Lineage: Eukaryota; Dinophyceae; Suessiales; Symbiodiniaceae
Source: the annotation of a GenBank genome assembly